UCUCUAGUUUUCUUUAAUUAAUCUGUAAUCAUUGAUAUUUUGUCUUAUCGGUUUUCAUUUUUAUAAUUUUUAUAAAUUUUGUAUUCAUAAUAACAUAAACAAAUAAAAAUUACAUCAAAAUCACACAUUAACUAGUUAAAUUAAAGUUUUUAUAUACAUGCCAGAACAAAAGGCAGUAAUAAUAUUAUAAAACGACCAUGGACGAUAUAGAAAAGCUUAGUUGUAAAGAAGAGAUAUUAGAAGUUAGUGAUAUGGAACAUUCAGCCAACGACGAACACAAGGAUGCCGAUGAUAAACCUAAAAAAAAGAAGAGAAGACGCCGUGAGGUAGAUAUGAUAAAAUUAUCUGACGAUGAUGAUACUGAUGACGAGGGGUUGGCCAAAAAGCUGAUACGACGAUUGAGUCCCGGACCAAACUCCCCGGCAUCACAUAGAGAGCCUCGUACAUGUGUACUGAAGGCCAGUCAAAAACGUCGCCCCCUGUCCCGUCUCCUGGAGCAACUACUGCGUAACCUGGAGAAACGUGAUCCGCACCAGUUCUUCGCGUGGCCUGUGAAUGACAACUUUGCCCCUGGAUACUCCACCAUCAUCAAGAGGCCAAUGGACUUCUCCAGUAUAAAGCAGAAGAUAGAUGAUAAUGAAUAUAAAUCCCUCAAUUGUUUUAUUAGUGACUUCAAACUUAUGUGCAACAAUGCCAUGAAGUACAACAAACCUGGCACAGUAUACCACAAGGCGGCGAAGAGACUCCUCCACGCUGGCCUGAAGCAGCUCACGCCGCAGAAACUGCGCCCGUUGGGAGAUAUACUGACCUAUAUGUACGAGAUACCUAUACGAGAACUUGGAUUUGAUAUCGGAAAAAUGGAUGUGCCUCUUAGGACGUACGGGCGAAAGCACAAGGUGUUAAAACGCAGCAGCCCGAUGAAGAGUGGUGGCUCAGAGGCGGAGGUGGCGUCGGACGGUCAGGACCGCCAAGAUUCCGGGGACAGCGUGAAGAUACAGAUGGAGGCCGCCAGGGAGCAGCACCGGCGUAGACUGGCGAAGAAAGCAUUCCCACGUAUGGACGCGGAGGGCAAAACGACGCUGUGCCUCGUCACACACACGGUGGAGGGCACCGGGGAAGACAAGCCACUCACCCUCGGGCGUUACAUAGGCAAGCUCACGCAGGGCACCGGCUCGUUGCACACCCCCCGCGAAGACCGCAGGAACCUGGCGAAAGGCGUGAAGCCGCUCAACUACGGCCCAUUCAGCUCGUACGCGCCCUCUUACGACGGCACCUUCGCCACGCUCACCAAGGAGGAGUCUCAUCUCAUAUAUCACACAUUACCAUCAGAGACUGGACAAGGCAACGAGGAGCUGCUGCGGUUCGCACCGGACUCGCCCUGGAACCUGUUCUACGACAUGGAGGCCCUGUUCCCCGACAAGAAGCAACAGUCGGAGCCUGCGUCGCCCAAGGACGACAAUGACAUAUCGAAGAUCAAAGUGGACAUAGAUGAGCUCCGGUCGCUGUCCGAGUUGGGUAUCGACGUGGACUUCCUCAACGACGUCGAAGAGGACAUCAUUGCCUCGCAGCACGACUACGGCAUCGCGAGCGCGCUCAAGCACACGUACGAGCUGCUCGUCAAGCUCGAGAAGGAGCAGAGAGACAGGCUGUCGGCGCCGCCGCCGUGGCACCUGCAGCUGGCGGCGCGAGCAGGCGGCGCCGAGCGUGAGGCGGCGCGGCUGGCGGCAGCGUGCCUGCGCGGCAUGGCGGCGCGCGUGCCGCCCGCCAGCCUCGCGCCGCUGCCCGCGCUGCGCCGCGCGCUCGGCGUCACGCUCGACCACCUCGACACCCCGAUGGCGGUUGACGACUUCGAGCUGGAGAUGCAUGAACAGCGCGACACAGUCUCCGACCUGGACUCGAGGUCCAGCCAUGACAAAUAAGAACAUACAAGGAACCGAAGAAGAGAUAUUGUUUACAAUAUUUGUAAAAAUAAUAGCAAUUAAUAUAAAUUAAAAUCCUUUAAGUAUUA
Molecule: messenger RNA, 2008 nt
Organism: Galleria mellonella (greater wax moth)
Lineage: Eukaryota; Metazoa; Arthropoda; Insecta; Lepidoptera; Pyralidae
Product: bromodomain-containing protein 7-like
Exons: 13
Coding region: 198-1919 (573 amino acids)
Biological process (GO): regulation of transcription by RNA polymerase II
Cellular component (GO): nucleus
Source: RefSeq, a predicted model, not a curated record